Molecule: messenger RNA, 1197 nt
Organism: Opisthocomus hoazin
Lineage: Eukaryota; Metazoa; Chordata; Aves; Opisthocomiformes; Opisthocomidae
Source: RefSeq, a predicted model, not a curated record
AUGGGAAAUGCGUCCAACGCCUCAGUGUUCAUCUCCACCUUAUCGGAGAGAGAAGACCUGAUUUUUGGCACGCUGUACUUAGUCUUUGGCAUCGUGUCCCUCUCUGGGAACUCGCUGCUCCUGCUUGUGGCCUAUCGGGAGAGGACGCUCUUCCCCUUGGCCACCUCCUCCUUCUUUGCACACAGGUGGCUGUUCAACCAGGCAGUGUGCACCCUCUACGCCUUCUGCGGGGUCUUGUUCGGGCUGUGCAGCCUCACCAGCCUGACGGUGCUCAGCACGGUUUGCUGCCUGAAGGUCUGUUACCCAGCAUACGGCAACAGGUUCCCCCCCUGCCACGCCGGAGUGCUGCUGCUGUGCGUCUGGGCGUACGCCCUGGUGUUCGCCACGGCCCCCCUGGCCGAGUGGGGCAGCUACGGCCCCGAGCCCUACGGCACCGCUUGCUGCAUCACCUGGAAAGCCGCCAGCAGGGAGGCCACGCUCUACAUCCUCGCCCUCUUCGUCUUCUGCUACCUGCUCCCCUGCCUCCUCAUCCUCGUCUCCUACUCGCAGAUCCUCUGGACGGUGCGGGUGUCCCGGCGCGCCGUCAGGCAGCACACGUCCCCCCGGCGCAGAGCCCGCGGCGUGCACGGCCUCGUCGUCAAGCUGAGCAUUGCUGUAUGCCUGGGCUUUCUGGCUGCCUGGACCCCUUAUGCCAUCGUUGCCCUGUGGGCAGUCCUCGGCGAUGCCAGCCAGGUGCCGGCGCUGGCCUUCGUGCUGUCGGCCGCCUUUGCCAAGUCCUCAACGCUCUACAACCCCCUGGUGUACCUGCUCUUCAAGCCCAACUUCCACAAGUUCUUCUCCAAAGACGUGGUGCUCCUCCAGGCCAUCCGCACCCUCCUCUGCUGCGGCUGCCCAAGCGCUGUGCUCCAGCCCUUCUCUUCCCCGGAAUUCGGUGACCACCCUGGGGCUUGCAGAAUCUGCAACGACACUUUUGAGUGUUUCAGCAACUACCCGAAGUGCUACCAACUCCCCCAGGCAGCCGGCAGCUCACCCCGGCACGCUCCCCUGGCUAUCCUGGCGGACGGACCUGCUUCCCGGCCGGGGCUGAAGAGGACGGUGCAGGUGAUGGUGCUCGUCACACAGAAGAGGUCAGGCCUGGGCGCUGUGAAUGUGGUGGGGGAAGCCCUGCCGUCGAGUAUCAUGAAAGACCUCCUCUGA